This is a messenger RNA of Fimicolochytrium jonesii, 664 nucleotides long. RefSeq lists its product as uncharacterized. NCBI's taxonomy places the organism in Eukaryota, Fungi, Chytridiomycota, Chytridiomycetes, Spizellomycetales, Powellomycetaceae. The record is from RefSeq and is a predicted model, not a curated record. The transcript has a single exon. Bases 32 to 598 code for a protein of 188 amino acids.
CCCCCCCCCCCCCCCCCCCCCCCAUCUGAGAAUGGUCCUGCGUGCUCAUAUUCCGCUCAUAUUCCUCCGUUCGGGGGGGGUGGUCGGUUCCGACUGUUCUCCCAAGACACUUCCGCUCCGCUACCGCCCCCCGCCAAGAGAAAACCUCUCAAACAGAUCCCCCGGCACGCUCCAAUCCUCCGGAUCCCACGGGUUCCCCCUGCACACCGUCCUAUGGACCAGCUCUCCCGUCAAGGCCGUGAUAUCCAUCCGGGGUGCGAAUCGUGCGAUGCGGUCGCGGAGGAGGGCUGACGUUGGGUGUUGUUCUGUGGUGGUGGUGGGAGAGCAGGGAGUGUUGGGUUCGACCUCGUCUUUGAUGGCGAUUGAGGCGCGUGGGGAGGGGAGGUUUCCGGGUGAGGUGACGGGGGAGCGGGAGGGUGGGGAGGGAAAGGGGGAGGGUUCGAGUGGGGUUGGGGGGAGUUUGUCCUCGGAGGUUGUGGUUGUGGUGGGUGAGACGGAUCCUGACGCUGGUGCUGCGACGGGGGAUGCGGUAAGUGCGCUGGUUGAUGGGUGCAUCUGGGGCGUGCCAGGGAAGCUGGGGUCGGGGGAGGACAUGUAAGAUGCGUGGCUUGUGUUUCGUUGCGGAUGUUGGUUGUAGUGAUUGUUGUUGUGGUGGUGGUGGUGG